Messenger RNA from Arabidopsis lyrata subsp. lyrata, 1100 nucleotides. Its product is annotated as R3H domain-containing protein 4. The record is from RefSeq and is a predicted model, not a curated record. NCBI's taxonomy places the organism in Eukaryota, Viridiplantae, Streptophyta, Magnoliopsida, Brassicales, Brassicaceae. Gene Ontology annotation, molecular function: nucleic acid binding. The transcript is spliced from 7 exons. The coding region runs from base 110 to 847 and encodes 245 amino acids.
UUGCGUCGUCUGUAACCGCAAUUACAAGUCGAAUCCAUUUUCGAAAGAGUUUUAUCGGACCGGUUUUCUGUUCAAAUCAGCCGAUUUCCUCAGAUUUAAUUGUUGAAUCAUGGCGGCUACCAAUGUCAUGCGGCGAGAUGAGAGCCUUCUUAUUGAUCCCCUUAGAGGAGAUACUAGUGUUUCUCGUGGCCUCUCGCUUGAGAAGAAAAUUGAGGCCCUUGAGAGCCUGGCGGGACAAGUUAGUAACAGGCGAUCUCGGAGAUGGUUAAAUGAUCGUAUUCUGAUGGAACUUGUUCCUCGUUUGGAUGCCCAAGAAAUCAGAGGCUUGUUUGCUCCACCACCAUGGGGCGAUGAUGUCCCACCCUCAGCCUUUUCUUUGACUAAUGUUGGAGAAUGGGACAAAUUCAGAAACAUAGAUAUGGACAAGGAGGCCAACAUCAUGGAUUCCUUGAACAGGUCAUCCGUAAGGCAGAAAGGUCGUGUGGAUGCUGACAAAACCGCUGUCUUAAACGCUUGGCGGAGAAUAGAUUGUAGGACAAGAGAGGCUCUUCGACGUAGCUUUUUACCAGAACUAAUCGAGGGAUAUGAGAACUGUAUAAGUCAAUUUAUCGAGGAAGGUGGUGAAGGAGAUGUUCUCGAUCUCAAGGUUCAAGACCCAUUCCAUAGAUUGCUUUUGCACGGUGUUUGUGAGUACCACAAUUUGGUAUCAACAACUGCUACAGAACAGAUAGGAAGGAUAGCAAUGAAGACAACGACCAUCAAAUGGAAGAAGAGUGGCGAUUCAGGGGAGAAACCAAGCAUCAGCCUCGCUCAUUUCCUUAGGAUGUCAAAGGAAGGAGCUUGGUAACAUCACAUACACUCCUUUGUAGCUGUGUAAUUUUUAUGAAUAAAAAGCUGCAUUAGCGUCAAUUUAAAGAAUUAGCGUCAAUUUAAAGGGCUAUUUAUGCAGCAAAAAGAUCUCAAGACUCUCUCUCUCUCUCUCUGGCCUUUGCUACUUACCCCUAUAUGGCCUCUUGUAAGCUUGUAUUUGUAUCCUCAAAUGUAUACGGUUUUAUUAUUAAAGAACGAAAUAUUGACAAAAAAAAAUUAUUUAGUGCUUA